GGGGCGCGGCCUCCCGUCGCCGGGACCCCGCCCGGGCCGCUCGACUCGACCACGGUGCCCGAGCGCCGGGCCCGCGCUCCCGGCCCGGCUGACAGCUGGCGCGCGGUGGGCCCGCGGACGGUCGCACCCGGGGCGCGUGUUCCGGGCUGCAGGGUUUGGUGGAGGAAACACCUGAAGUGGUGGAAAGUUGGUGCGGACACCCGGCCCGGCCGCAGCCGCGGGGAUGGGAUAGACGGGGCACGGGCCCAGGGACUCGGGAGAACGCGGGGGCAGAAGUGCCCGGCCGGUGUGAAGUUUACGCGCUGACCACGCGGGCGCCUGUGCGCGCGGGGCGGGACCGGGCGCCGCAGUCGUGGGGGAAGCCCGGUGCUGGCAUGGGGGGCGCCGGACGGCGGCCGGGCAGCUCCGCGCAGCAGCAGACAGGUGCUCUUUGGGCGUCUUUCCUGAAGUCCUUUGCCCUCCGCCACUACAGCGAAUCGCCUUACAAGUUACGUUUUUAGGAUUUUCCUCUAGAUACAGUAUUUUAUUUUCAGUGCACUUCCAGGAAGAGGCACCCAGGGGCCUUAUUUACGUAUGUCUUAGGAAGCAAAUGAGACCUUCCUUAUUACUACAUGCUUCUGAUGCUUUUUAGCUAUUGUACGUGUUUCUGGGUAGGACCAUUCAAGUUUAAGUAGUGAAAAUAUGAAUCAAAUUGCAAAGCAUAAUUUCAAGUGUUUUUUCCAAUUGCGGUUGUUUUUCUAGACCGAAGUGAAGGUGGAGUCAUUUGUGUAUCUUCUUUUGUGUUUUUUCUGUGACCCACACCAUCCCUGUUACUUAAGAGAAUUGCCAGCCCCCUUGACUCUCCUUGUAUUUUGGGUGAAUUUCAGUAGACAAAUACAUGCACCUCUCUGGAAGCAAGUCCCUGCCAAGCUGAGCCAUCAGGAGAAACUUCUGUUGGCAUUCUCAUGUUCCUAAAAAAGGGAAGUUAUUUGCUUUGAAGUUAACUCUGAUCAGAUCAGUCCAUAGGUUUUUUUUUCUUCCAGCUUUAAGAUCAAGUCCAUAGUUUUGAAGAAGCCACUUUAGAUUUUCAUGAGACGAGUGUGAUAACGCACCAUGAUAAUGGCGCAUCCUUGUGACUUUUUAUAUUAAUUUUUUAUGUUUUCUCUAUAUCAUGGUGAUAAAAUUAGGAGACGAUGAAGGAUUUAGUUGGAGUUUUUAGAAAGUGCUCUGAAUAAGCCAAAUUUCAAUUAUGAAUUAAUUUCCAUACAAAGUUAUCUUGUGAGAGGAAACCGUACUCAGGGUUUUCCAAUGGGCUGUCCAUGCAGGGAUGCACACUUCCUGUAAUCCUUAAACAGAUUAUAUCUGCUCAUCAUGAUUUACAUUUUCUCAGGAAAAGAUCUAGAAAUCUUAAGAGAGAGUCUGUGACUCUUCAAGAAGGUAACCUCCUAUCUUGGAAGAAAGCUCAGACUUGCGUUCACUUCACAGGUGUUUGCUUGACACCCCUUCCUCCUCCACUGUUCUGGCUAAUUCCUGAUGUUUUUGGACAUGAAAACUCUGCCCUGUUUUUCAGUGUCACCACACAGAGGAGGAGGUUUGUGAGUAACUCAAGCUGUGCAAAGAAUGUUCCUAACGCAUUGGGAAAGGUUUUAAGUGAAUUAUUAGGGUCACCGAUUGAAUUCUGUGUCUGCGCAAAGGAGCCGAUGCGGCAUUUACGUAGCAAAGGAAACGUGUGUACCUGUAUUUCAGAUCCCUGUCUGGCGAGGAGUUUGGAGCGUGGCCAGCACCGGGCAGUGGAGCUGUUGCGGCAUGAAGAGCGGUGACGGCGACUAAAUCUGAUUUGCUGGAGAACAGAAGCAGAACCACGGAAAGGCUGGUUCCAGAUGCCGUCCAGAUGCACGGUGAAUAGGGCACCCCCUCCUCCUGUGGGAGUUUGGUGUGGAAGAAGCCAGGUGGCUGCACUCGUGUUUCUCAGUCUGGAUUUUGCCAGCCACGGCCCUCAGUGGGAGCCCUUACAAGUUGGCGCCUAGAUCCUUCUGACACAAUUCUCGUCCUCUCUCAGAGGUUCCUUGCUCUCUGGUGUGCCAGAAUGUUCUAGGCUCAUUUUGUAUUCUUCCUGCCCAAGACCUGCAAUCAGCCAUUCCUUCAAAAGCCCUGGUCUUCUUUAAUGGGAAAUGAUGUUUCACAACUGUAGUCCGGAUGUCAGAUAAUGCAGAAGGAUCGCUGUGCCACCAAGAUGACGGCGAUCCUGUGUCUGAGACAAGCAGGUCCCCGCUGUGUGAAUGCGUGUCUGCACCGUGGAGUGUUUAAGAGUAGAACUUCUGGAAGGCAGCGGUCCGCACCCUGAUGACGCGCUCACCAGUUCCCUGGUCUACUCCUCAGUGAGAUGUAUGAUUAGCCAUAUUCAUAAGCAUCCCGGAAGAUAGGAUUCUCUUGAAAGAACUGGAGAUAAUGUACAUUUGGAGGCACAGAGGAGCAUUUGCAUCAGUUUUCUACCAACCCAGGCGGUCAGCAUCGUGAGGCAGCCAGAAUAGUUAUGGUCAGUCAUGGAGAAUCACCAGGAGACGCGUCCCGAAGCGGGUGGGGAUUUUGUUUCUGAUCAAAUACAUUUUAAAAUAGAAGAGGAAGAUGACGAUCACAUCGCUGAUCACAGUUUGGAAAGAAUGGACUUUAGAAAUGAGCAGGAGAACAGGAAACGGGCUGGCAGUGGGGAUGAACGGGCAGAGGGCAGAGAGGCGAGCUGUGGCUGCCAGCCCCCGGGGAGGCGCGUCUCUCCUGACCCCGAGGACGACUACGGGGCCCUAUUGUCACAGUAUAACAGCACCCUGUACAGCGUGGCCAUGGAGGCCGUGACGCAGAGCCUGCUCUCCGGCCGCGGCAUCAGCUCCAGGAAGAAGUCCCCGGCUUGGAAGCAUUUUUUCAUCUCACCCCGGGAUAGCACGAAGGCCAUCUGUACGUACUGCAUGAAGGAGUUCAGCAGGGGCAAGAACGAGAAGGACCUGAGCACCAGCUGUCUGAUGCGGCAUGUGAGGCGGGCGCACCCCACUGUUCUUGUGGAGGAAAACGGCAGCGCGCCGGCCCCGGCCCCCCUCCCUGCCCCUCUGCCGCGGCUCCCGCCACCGCCCACUGAUGCUGGAGACCCGGGCACCGUCCUGUCACCUGGCAAACUCGUCCCCAGAACGGCCUCUAAGAGCCCAUCUCCCCAUCAGGUGACAGAGGAACUUGGCUCUGUGGUUUCUUCCGAAGAGGCGCCCUCCGACGUGUCAGUCUCUGAGAGGUACAGCAGGGAUGAAGCCCUGGCGGGGCCGCCUCCCCAGCCUUCCAGCCUCCACUGCGAUGAGCCUGCAGAGAACGGGGCUGAGAAAAACCUCCCCCUGCCCAGGAGCGCAUCCGGGUCCAGGAGGAGGUCUGCCGUCUGGAAGCACUUCUACCUGUCGCCCCUGGACAACUCCAAGGCCGUGUGCAUCCACUGCAUGAACGAGUUCAGCCGGGGCAAGAACGGGAAGGACCUGGGCACCAGCUGCCUCAUCAGGCACAUGUGGCGGGCGCACCGCGCCAUCGUGCUUCGGGAGAACGGCGGGGGCGCUGGCGUGCCGCCCCCCUACUCCGCACCUCCAACCCUGCUGCCCACCCCGCCGCCGCCUGACGGAGAGCCCAGCCCCACGUCCUCGUCUCCGGGGAAGCCGGUGCAGGACUCCGCCUCUGCGCCCUCCUCCCCCGACCGGCUGGCGGAGGACCCGCCAGCACACUGGAACCUCGGAGACACGCAGGUGGAAGACGUGUGGGCGUUGUCCUCCUCCUCUGACGUGGGUGAGGCCUCGUGGGCGUCCUCUCCCGAGAAGCAGCCGGGCGACACACCCAGCCCUCGCCCACUCGAGUCCGGUGCCGUGUUCCAGCAGAACAAGAAGGUCAUGAGGAGGCUGAAGUCGGAAGUCUGGCAUCACUUCUCGCUGGCCCCCACGGACAGCCUCAAGGCCGUGUGCAGGCACUGUGGCUGCGUCAUCAGCCGGGGCAAGAAGGGCGACGUGGGCACGAGCUGUUUGAUGCGGCAUCUCUACAGGCGCCACCCGGAGGUCAUUGGGAACCAGAAGGGCUUUCUGGGGGCCAGCUUGGCGAAUUCGCCAUACGCCACCUUGGCUUCUGCGGAAACUUCCUCCUCCAGAUUAACUGACCUGCCGACCAUGGUCACAAAAAACAAUCAAGUUAUGUUUCCCGUCAACAGCAAAAAGACCUCCAAGUUGUGGAAUCACUUUUCUAUCUGCUCCGCAGACCCCACGAAGGUCGUGUGCUUGCACUGUGGCCGGACGAUCAGCAGAGGCAAGAAGCCGACCAACCUGGGCACCAGCUGUCUCCUGAGGCACCUACAGAGGUUCCACGGUGGCGUGCUGAAGCCCGAUGCCCCCAGGACGGCGCCACCCUCCCCUCCUGGUGCCCGUGGGCCCCUGAGCUCAGAGUCGGCAGGCGCCUCCUCCUGCGAUGACACCAACGAGAAGUUUUCUGAUUCGCAUCCAGUUGCCAAAAAAAUAACAAGUCUCAUUGCUGAAAUGAUCGCACUUGACCUCCAGCCGUACUCGUUUGUGGACAACGUUGGCUUCAAUAGGCUGCUCGGAUACUUGAAACCUCAGUACUCUCUGCCCCCUCCGUCCUACUUCUCCAGGACGGCCAUCCCAGGUAUGUACGACAAUGUGAAACACAUCAUCAUGUCACAUCUCCAGGAAGCCGAGAGCGGUGUGGUCCACUUCACGUCUGGAAUCUGGAUGAGCAGCCAGACCCGGGAGUACCUGACCCUCACCGCCCACUGGGUCACCUUUGAGUCGUCGGCCCGACCGCACCGCGAGGACCACCACUGCUCGGCGCUGCUGGACGUGUCGCAGGUCGACUGUGACUACAGCGGUGGCAGUGUCCAGAAGCAGCUGGAGUGCUGGUGGGAGGCCUGGGUGACGUCCACUGGCCUGCAGGUGGGCAUCACGGUCACCGACAGCCCCAGCAUAGGGAAGGCACUGAACGAGGGGGCCCGCUCGAGCGUGCAGUGCUUCAGUCACACGGUCAGCCUCAUCGUCAGCGAGGCCAUCAAGAGCCAGAGGAUGGUCCAGAACCUACUCAGCACCGCACGGAAAAUAUGCGAACGGGUCCACCGGUCGCCCCGGGCGAAAGCCAAGCUGGCGGAGCUGCAGAAGGAGUACGAGCUGCCGCCCCACCACCUCCUCCAGGACGUCCCGUCCAAGUGGAACACGUCGUUUCACAUGCUGGAGCGGCUUAUCGAGCAGAAGAGGGCGGUGAACGAGCUGUCUGUCGAGUGUAACUUCCGGGAGCUCAUCAGCUGUGACCAGUGGGAGGUGAUGCAGUCCGUGUGCCAUGCGCUGAAGCCCUUCGACGCCGCCAGGCGGGAGAUGAGCACCCACGUGUCCACGCUCAGCCAGGUCAUCCCCAUGAUCCACAUCCUCAACAGGAGGGUGGAGAUGCUGUUUGAGGAGACCAUGGGCAUCGACACCAUGCUCAAGUCCCUCAGGGAGGCCAUGGUGAGCCGCCUGUCCGCCACCCUCCACGACCCCAGGUACGUGCUGGCCACCCUGCUGGACCCGCGCUACAAAGCCUCCCUCUUCUCCGAGGAGGAGGCGGAGCAGUACAAGCAGGACUUGAUCAGGGAACUAGAAACGCUGAAUUCUACCUCAGAGCCCACGCCCGUCUCCAACGGAUGCGACCCGGGCUCCCCACCGCGAGACUGUGCCGGCGAGGAGAGCCUGUGGUCACUCAUGGCCAAGAUGAAGAAGACCGAGCCCAGAGGGAGGACGAAGGUCCCGGAGGACAUGGUGCUCGCGUACCUGGAGGAGGAGGUGCUGGAGCACAGCUGUGACCCGCUCGCCUACUGGAACCUGAAGAGGGCGGCCUGGCCGGGCCUCUCCACCUUGGCCGUGCGGUUUCUGGGCUGCCCCCCGAGCAUCGUUCCCUCCGAGAGGCUGUUCAGCACACCCACUGAGAACGGCAGCUUUGGCCAGUCCCGGCUCACGAUGGAGCAUUUCGAGAAACUUAUUUUUCUGAAAGUGAAUCUUCCCUUAAUAUGCUUCCAGUAUUGAAGCUCACGGUGGAGCCACCAGACGAGAAGCAGCAUCUGUCCCGGGCUGGCGGCUCGCUGCGGUCGGGGCCCUGCGGGACAGCAGGCCGGUCGCUCAGGUCCACAUCCAUGGGAGGUUCCCGUCCCGGCCCUCGCCGUCAUGUCCACAUGUGCCUUACCCAGUCCUUCAGGCCAGGUACCACGGUGUGUUUUUUAAGAAGUCCAGUAGAAACAGCCUGUCUUGUCAGUUAUGAAAUACAAUGAUUAGGUUUUCAUUCGUAACUGUAAAAUUUUUUAAAAGUUGGGGGUUAGGAGUUUGUUUUACUAGAAUGGCAGAGGAGAUAUAAGCAGUUUUAUUCAGUAGGCUUUUUAUUCGAUUAUGUAAAAACCACAAAUCAGGUACUGUACUUUAGUUUAAAUGCAACAAAACCGCUCUUGUGGCUGUCAGACAAAACCUGUGUAUAGGAGGUGGAGUUCAAGCCAUCCCGACUGAGCCGUUCCUGGCUGCAGGCUCCAAAGUACGUUCAGGGGACGGCGAGUGUUCUGGGAGGUGACUGUUUACACGACAGAGACGUGGCUUUCGAAGACAAGCCUGCACUCACACGUAUCCCGGAAUGUCAGUCAUGUAGGGUUCAGGGGAGAGAGCACUGCCGUUUCAGGGGUUUGCCCUCGGUGCCACGUGGGCUGUUAGCUCGGACACAUCCCCGCCAUUCACAGUGAGCGCCGGUGGUGCCUGCUGUGUAGCUAGUGCACGGCGUGACACGUUUACAGCAUCCUGUUGAUGGAAUCUCCAAGCCUCUGACUCAGUGGCUCUACACCAUGAAGCUAUCUUGAAAUUUGUGCACUGAACCCCAAUUUGAUCAAAUUAUGUAUACAGUCCUUUUUAGAAGAGGUGGCUUAUUAACAGGGAAGAAGAUUGCUAUAAUACAGUUGUAAGAAUAGCCUUAGGUGUUUAGAUUUUCUUUUUGAUAAUAGGGAAGAUUCAGCCAUCAAUGGGAUAUUUUAGAAUCCCAAGGACAUCAAAAUGGAGUAUCAGUCAUCAGGUUUUUUUAACAAUAAUACGUCUUCAAAGUUUUUGCCUCAGUGUCUAGAAAAGGGUUCAUUUUCUUAUUUCGAACCAGGUAAACACUCUGGGUGAAACAAGUCACUGAUUUGCCUGUGGCCUUUAGAAAAGGUGGCGUUUUGUUCGGAUACUGUACCUGUUGUUAAUCUGAACUUGCAUCGACUACGUUUUAGUGUAUUUAUAAAUGGUGAACCCCGUUUCUGAAAUUAAACUUUUUAUUUGCAAUUUUC
This is a messenger RNA of Delphinapterus leucas (beluga whale), 7321 nucleotides long. The record is from RefSeq and is a predicted model, not a curated record. NCBI's taxonomy places the organism in Eukaryota, Metazoa, Chordata, Mammalia, Artiodactyla, Monodontidae.